AUUUACGUGAACACACUGAUAGCCAACAACCACAAGGCCGUCGACGACUUUAUCAACAAGCGCUACGAGCGGCAGGCUCAUCUGGAUCGCGUGCUAAUGUACGUGUGGCGUACGUUCUUUGAUAGACUCGUGGAGGAGGAGAUCACCGUGCUGGAGGAAGUGCCAAGGCCCUCGCUGCCGGACAAGAAGGAGAAGAAAAAGAAAGGCGCUGCCAAGGGCAAGGGACGUAAGAAGGGCGGACAGGAUGCAGAGCCACAGCAAGCUGAACAAGUGGACGUCGAGGGCGGCGAGGGUACUGCCAUGGAGACUGAUCUUGAGACAGAGGCCGAGGGUGAAGUCGAAGGCGAGGAGGAUGCUACUGUGGGCAGUAGCAACAAGAGUUCGGCUCGCUCUAAACGCUCACGUCGCAAAACCAAAAAGAAAUCCUACGUUCCAGUGUAUAUUGAAGUGAAGAAAAUUGUUCCGGCUUAUGUCAAAACCCCUUUGCUCCAUUGUCACUUUGGCGAAAUGGAAUCAAGCAACAUGGAUCCUAACAUAAGAUAUGUUUACAUAUUACGAAAAAAUGCCAAAGAAGUUCCCUUGUUCAAGGAGAUAUCUCAUUGCUUUGCCGAAAUGCCAUUACUAUUCCUCUUAGGCUCCAUAAGGGGCAGCCUAAUCGACUCGCUGCGACACACAUUACAGAUGGUUUACAAAAGCGCCUUUCAAUUUCAAUUUCGCGAACCGGACACCACGGAUACCCAACAAAUGGAGAGUAAUGAUGCCCAGCGGGAAGGGGGUGGCGGAGGCGCUGGGGAUGCCGGCGAGGAUGUUUCCAGCGAUGCUAAGGAAUCGGGGCCGGGUCUAUUGGAGCUAUCCAAACCAUCGGAAUUUCGUUUGAAAGCGCUUAAACAACAAAAGAAGCAAAAGGCAAUGCAAGCGCAGGCCAAGAAGAUGGAGCAGGCCAAGAAGGAGACGGCCACGGAAGCCGACGAAGAAGACGAAACUGUGCAGGCGCAGGUGGAAGUACCAUCAUCUUCUGAGGAGGAGGUCGAGCAGAAACCUGAAAAGCUGACAAUUGCUGAGCGUUGGGAAAAGCUACUGAAUGAGACCAAGUCCAAGGUGGAGGCAGAGCAUGCGGCCGAGGAGGCAACUCCUCCACGCAUACUGCCAAUACAGCGUGCAUUUCUCAAAGAGCUUGAUGAGCUUGAUAAAGAAAUUGAAUGGACAAUCGAUCAUAUUGUUUGGGCCUUUAAUCUGCCCUCUUCGUAUGUGCAGCCCGGUCAGGAGGAGACCGAAUUUGAGGAGGCGCUCAUUCGCGUGCCCGUCGAUACAAAAAAAUUGGAGCUGGUUCCCACCUAUACACAACAACAGCUCGAGGAUGUUGUCGAUGGCUGGAUGAAGUAUUUGAACAAAACGAUGAAAUCGCUCAAGGAUAGCAAACUAGACGAAUUCACCCCAAUGGCUGAGUAUCGCUAUUGGCAUCAAAUGGAAAUCGAUCUGUAUGGCACAUUAGAGCAACUUAAAACUGAUUUUGUGAUCGCCGUGCUUAACCGAUUGACGACUGAUGGAUCCAGUGUGAUUGCUAAAUGGAAUCAAGUACUUGCCAAUACCGAAGAGCGCUUCAAGCUCGCAAAAGAGAACUCUGACUAUCUGGGCACUAUUACGGACUAUUUAGAGAAAAUUCAAAACUAUGACAGCUUUAAGAUGGCCACAAUGCAGAUACCAAAUGUAAUGGUCGGCCUUCGCCACAUCUGGACCAUGUCCAGCUACUAUUGCCGUGAUCCCAAAAUGCAAGUGCUACUUUGUGAGAUAUCCAAUGUGUUUGUGCAGAAGGUGAAGAAAAUUAUAAAUUUCGACAACAUAUUUCGAUACUCUGCAUCCUACACGUUUGAGACGGCCAACAAUUGUGCGAACAUAUUACGCUGCUGGAAGCAGGCCUACAAAGUCAGCCGCGAGCACAUUGAGGAAUCAGGCGCUGGAUCUCGUUGGGAAUUCGAUAGCAUGGCGCUCUUCAAUGAAGUGAAUCACAUAUACCGUGUAGCCGUGGAUAUUGCGUAUGUGGGGCGUGUGUUCAUCCAGUAUGAGAAUCUGUUUGGGCGUAAUCUCAAAGCGCUGAUUACAGACCCUGCAAUUGUGGAUAAUCUAAUGCGCAAAAUUUACCGCUUGCUGGAUGAACUAAUAAGGAGCGUAGAUUAUGAUAUGUUUAUGCCCAGCAAUUGGGAGAAUUGGGAAUACUCCCUAGAACAGUUCAAUAAACAUUUGGAAGUGCUAGAGAUUGAAGCCAAGACGGUUAUUGAUCAAAGUAUCAACUCGCUACUCUCAGCCCAAAAAGGUAUUAAAUUGCUAGUCAAUGCGAACAGCAUCGACACGCGAAAGGUGCUUCAGGAGUUCGUUUCCACCAAACAUGAGAAUCUCUUACGAUUCUUCGUUAGCGAAAUUAAUAACGUAGAAGCUGUCUUCACGCGAUACAAGAAAACUCCGCCUAUGCCAAGACUUCAACCGGCCAAGAUAAGCGCAGUAUGUUGGGCGCGUUUACUGGGGCGCAAACUAAAAAACUCUGUCUUGGCCUUCAAGACGGUAGAAGAAGAUCCAGCAAUGGUAAAUAGCUUCCUUAAGCGGAGCGCAUUCAAGCAAUAUUUUGAGCUGAUGACUGUUAUGUACCAGUUUGAAAAAGUUCUCUUUGAGAAGUAUAUGCAGAAUGCCACCUUUAUCGUAAACCACACCAAUCGCUCUAGCAUACUGCGUAUUCAAAUAUGCAAGGAGGAGACCAUGAAUUACAUAUCUGAAAUCAUGCAAGCGCUCAGAUCCAGAAGCCGCGUCAAUUCUUUAAUGAAUACUUCACAAUAUGGCGGUAGUUUUCUGUCCGAGGUUGACCUGCAAUUACAAAACUCAGCGACCAUGCUGGAGGACACUGACGAAGACACAAAGGCUGCUGUAGAUGCCGCUCAAGCAGGUGUCAUGUGCAGAAUCAAUCGGUUCACAGUACUCACGGCAAUGAUUAUGUGGAUGGUGGGCAAAACACGACACGGGAAUGUACAGCUGCGUAAGGCAAAUAUCUUUAUGGCCGAGAUGAGGGACCGAAAGCCAAAGGAUAUAUCAGCACGGGAUCGAGAAUGUAUGAAGAUAUGUGAAUUACUCAUUCUUGCGGAAUCACAACACUUGUUGCCAAUUUGGCGGGAGCUGGUUGACGAAAAGGUGCUGAUCGAGUAUGACAUGCAUUUUGUCGUUAAUUUGAAUCGUGAGAUCUUUGACACAAUGUUCGAGGGUCAGCUAUUUGAGCAGUUGGGCUUCACUCUUCCAUCGGUUCUGCGCACUGCCAUUAUGAAAAAGGAUAUUCUCUUUAAAGACUUUGAGCGGCUCUCUGAGGUCAUUAAUCAAUAUAACAGCCUAAUCAGUAACUUAUCAAUGUCUGAGGUUGUAUUCUUGCGGGAACACAUUUACGAUACGGAGUUAUUCAUACAAAUGGGAGUUGGUCGUUACACCUGGAUAUCGUUCAACAUUGGAAAGUUUUGUGACCAAAUUAACUCACAGCUGCGCAAAUUGACCUCCAUAGUAUCACAAAUAAAUUUUAUACGCUUGGAUUUACGCAAUCGCAUUGAUCAAAUCCAAAGCUUUAAUUUGUUUAACCUGGACAAUGAAUCGGCUGAAGCGAAGGAAUCUAUUAUAAACACAGAAGAUGAGCGUAGCCCCGAGGAAUCCUUCAAAAAUUCAUCGGGACGCACCUUUCAGUCGUCUACCGGUCGAACAAUUACAAUCAUGCAAGCCGAUGAGGAAGAGGACGUGCAGAAGAAGAACGAAGAAAUAUCCUGUGGCACUGGGGUCUACAGUUGUCAGGGUUAUUUUGAGCUUUUGGAGGCUUCGCGUAAUCAGAAAGCAGCUCAAAUGAAAAGGCUCUAUGAUUCGCUCGGGCCAGUGCUAAUUAAACUAGAGAGUUUAGUGUUGGGCACUUUCACAGGAAGGUCGGAAAAAAUGCGUAAUUAUUACGAAUUCUGGGAGGGGGAAACAUAUAAGUGUAUUGUUGACAUGACGUAUGACAAUCUGAAGUGUUAUAUCAAUCGUCUGCUCUCAGCACAGCCCAUGUUUGAGGUUAAAGCUGUGCUCCUCAUGUCCGAAAUUGUACUGGAACCCUCGGCGAAUGAGUUGCAGAACAUCAUGAUCACAGCAGCCAAGGAUUAUUUGACGCGCCUUAAGGUAUUUACGCGUUGGAUGAGCGGCACUUGCCUCAACUGUCCACUAAUUGAUGCAGCCACUCACUGGAAAUUUAAUUAUACUUUUUUUGAAGACAUCGUCAGUAUCAAGGACUUGGUAAAUCUUAUCAUUCACGUACACGAUCUGGCCUCUAAAGUAGUAGCUGAAGCUAAGAGCUUCGUGGCGCAAUUUCGCAAGUACUUCAAUCUGUGGGCUUUCGAGAAGGAUCUGAUAUGCCAAAAGUUCGUGGAGCGGCAAGUGACGCUCGUCGAAAUCGAUGAGAAAUUUACAUUCUACUCGACCAUUGUGAACAACUUGCAGCAAAUGCGCAAAUUCCAUAACGUGGGAUGCAUACGCAUAAAUUUGAGCCCACUGCUGGAAAGCAUCUCACACCAUGCCAAAGAGUGGUGUACCAUACUGGGCGAGGAGCUGCUACAGCAUGUUAACAGGAACAUGAGGUCCAUGCGAAGCGAGAUCAAAUUGCUGAGCUUGAAUCUCAACAAAACCACACGUGAACUGGAGGACUUUAAGCUGGUCAUGCAAACAAUCGCCACCGUCCAGUCGACAACAUUGACAAGUGAGCAAAAAAUCCAUGAGAUGCAAGAAACAUUUACAGUGCUCAGCGAACACCAUAUUAUGUUUUCGUAUGAGGACAUGCUGAUGGCCCAUCACUUGGAGAAACGUUGGAAGCGUCUAUUUCUAUCGGCACUGUAUCGUUCGGAGAAGCUGCAGCCAAUCAAGCAAAAAUUCGCUGAAAUGACUUCCGGAGAAAUCGAUGUCUUUUGGAAUGAUCUGAACGAAUUUAUCCAGGAUUGGGACGAGAAUGGUCCGGGAUCUUGCGGCCCUGAGCUGGAGCGCGGUGUACGUUUAAUGGAUCCCUAUGGCCAGAAACUCAAUGAGCGAGAGCUGAGACGCCAGGAGCUGGCCAAUGCAGAACGUCUCUUUGACAUGCCAAUGGUUGACUACCAUGAAUUUAGCCGUGUGCAAGCCGAGUUUGAGGGCUUGCAGCAGAUCUACAAGCUGUACAGAUCUCAAAAGAAUGCCCGAGAAAUCUGGGGCAAGACCUUGUGGGUCGACUUGGAUCCAAAUUUCUUAACUGAGGGCGUUGAGAGCUAUUUGAAGGAGUUUCGUAAAUUGACAAAACCGGUGCGCCAAUUGCCCACUGGGCAGCAGCUGGAGAUUCACAUGAAGCAGUUCAAGGCCACAGUGCCGCUGAUGGUCAGCCUCAAAAAUGAGGCGUUGCGUGAACGCCAUUGGCGUCAGCUCAUGGAGAAGACGGGCCAAUAUUUUGAUAUGUCGCCGACACGCUUCACAUUGGACAACAUGUUUGCGAUGCAACUGCACAAGUAUCAGGAAAUUGCCGAGCAGAUCCUCACCAAUGCCAUCAAGGAGCUGCAAAUUGAGCGCGGCGUACGUGCUGUCGAAGAAACCUGGGCACUGAUGAGCUUUAAAACUCACAAGCACUUUAAGGGCAUGGAGGAUCGCGGAUGGAUAUUAGGACCAGUCGAUGAGAUAAUGCAAGUCCUCGACGAUAAUGCCAUGAACCUCCAGUCAAUGGGGGCCAGUCAAUUCAUUGGGCCCUUCCUGGAAACGGUUAACCGAUGGGAACGCGCACUGGCCCUCAUUUCAGAGAUCAUCGAUGAGUGGCUGAUCGUGCAACGCAAGUGGCUGUACUUGGAGGGAAUCUUUAUUGGCGGCGACAUACGGACACAGCUGCCGGAAGAGGCACGUAAAUUUGAUGACAUUGACAAGGCGUAUCGCAGGAUCAUGGUCGAUUGUGCCAAAAAUCCGUUAGUGGCGCCAUUUUGUGCAGUGCCCGGACGUUUAUUGGAUAUACAAGGUCUGGGAGUUGGCUUGGAAAAUUGUCAGAAGUCGUUAAACGAAUAUUUGGACUCGAAACGUCGUAUUUUCCCGCGUUUCUAUUUCAUAUCCACCGAUGAGCUGCUCUCGAUUUUGGGUAGUAGUGAGCCAUCUGCAGUGCAGAACCACAUCAUUAAGAUGUACGACAAUAUCAAGUCGUUGCGCCUGGUGAAGGAGGCCGGUCACACAAUUGUUACCGCCAUGAUAUCCAGCGAGAGCGAGGUCAUGGAGUUUCGCAAUUUCACACGGGCCCAGGGUCGUGUGGAACAUUGGAUGAACGAUGUGCUGGAUGAAAUGCGUCGCUCCAAUCGCUAUAUAACCAAGACGUGCAUCUACGACUUUGGCACCGAUCUGGUAAUUUCCAGACCGGACUGGUUAAUGAACUACCAGGGCAUGGUGGGGUUGGCUGCUGGCCAAGUCUGGUGGACGGCCGAGGUGGAGGAGGCGUUCGAUCAGGCUCAAAAUCACGGCAACAUGCGAGCUAUGAAGGACUUCCUCAUGAAAAGCAACUAUCAGAUUGAGGAGCUCGUAUUGAAAGUGCGCUCUAAUCUCUCGCGCAACGAUCGACUUAAGUUCAAGGCAAUAUGCACCAUCGAUGUCCAUGCUCGGGAUAUUAUAGAUAAUUUUGUUCGCGACAACGUACUGGAUGCCAGUGAAUUUAGCUGGGAGAGUCAGCUGCGUUUCUACUGGGUAAAGUUCUAUGACAACCUACAUGUGAUCCAAUGCUCGGGUAGCUUUGAUUUUGGCUAUGAGUACAUGGGACUGAAUGGACGUUUGGUCAUCACUCCACUAACCGAUCGCAUCUAUCUAACGAUUACCCAAGCGCUGCUCAUGAAUCUGGGUGGGGCACCGGCCGGACCCGCCGGCACCGGCAAAACGGAGACCGUCAAGGAUCUGGCGAAAGCUAUGGGUCUGCUCUGUGUGGUCACCAAUUGUGGUGAGGGCAUGGAUUACCGGGCUGUGGGCACCAUACUAUCGGGCCUGGUGCAGUGUGGAGCCUGGGGCUGCUUUGAUGAAUUUAAUCGCAUUGACAUAUCAGUGCUCAGUGUAAUCUCCACACAACUCCAGACCAUACGCAACGGAUUAAUACGCAAGCUGAAGCGUUUUGUGUUUGAAGGUGUUGAGAUCAGUCUGGAUCCCAAGUGCGGAGUUUUCGUCACCAUGAAUCCCGGCUACGCUGGACGCACUGAGCUACCUGAGUCGGUAAAGGCUCUGUUCCGGCCUGUGACCUGCAUUAAGCCCGAUUUGGAGCUCAUUUGCCUUAUUUCGUUGUUCUCCGACGGUUUCCUGACGGCCAAAGUGCUUGCAAAGAAAAUGACAGUGUUAUAUUCGCUGGCCCAGGAGCAGCUCUCCAAGCAGUGUCACUACGAUUGGGGUUUGCGGUCACUGAACUCGGUGCUGCGAAUGGCUGGUGUCAUGAAGCGUCAGUCGGAGGAUCUACCCGAAGCUGUGGUCCUGAUGCGCGUUCUGCGAGACAUGAAUUUUCCUAAAUUCAUAUUCGAAGACGUGCCGCUAUUCUUGGGUCUUAUUAAGGAUCUGUUCCCUGGAAUCGAUUGUCCACGCAUCGGCUAUCCAGAUUUCAAUGCGGCCACGCGUCAUGUCCUGGUCAACGAUGGCUACAUAUUGUUGCCCGACCAGGAAGACAAAGUGGUGCAAAUGUACGAAACCAUGAUGACCCGCCACUCGACCAUGCUUGUGGGCCCAACAGGUGGUGGCAAAACUGUCGUCAUAAAUGCUCUGGUCAAAGCGCAAUGCCACAUGGGCCUGCCUACCAAGUGCAUUGUGCUUAACCCCAAGGCCUGCUCGGUAAUUGAAUUGUAUGGCUAUUUGGACAUGGAAACGAGAGAUUGGAUCGAUGGGUUGUUUUCAAAUAUAUUCCGUGAAAUGAAUAGGCCAAUGGAGCGUGAGGAACGACACUAUGCCUGCUUUGAUGGUGACGUGGAUGCACUUUGGAUUGAGAACAUGAACUCUGUAAUGGAUGAUAACAAGCUGUUGACAUUGGCGAACGGCGAGCGCAUCCGUCUGGAGAGCUAUUGUGCGCUGCUCUUCGAGGUGGGUAAUUUGUUUUAUGCCUCGCCAGCGACAGUCUCCCGUGCCGGUAUGGUCUAUGUGGACCCCAAAAAUUUGCGUUACAGCCCUUAUUGGCAGCGUUGGGUCUUGAGCCGCCCGGAGUCGCAGCGGGAGCUGCUCAACGAUUUCUUUGAAAAGAUUAUUACCCAAGCCAUUGCCUUUAUAUUGGAUGGCGUGGAUGGCACCGCACAAGGCAAUCCGCUCAAAAUGGUCAUUAUGCAAACGGAUCUCAAUAUGGUAACGCAGUUCUGCAAUCUUUACGAUGCCAUGCUGCCAACAUAUGGCCCUUCCGAGAAUAAGAGCUCGGAUGAGCCUGUCUUAAAGGUGUACAAUACGGAUACCUUGGAGUGUUGCUUUCUGCAGACCGUCUAUGGAUCUUUGGGCGCUUGCCUACUGGAAAAGCAUCAAAUUAUUUUCGAUGAGUUUAUGAAACGCAUUGCUGGAUUCCCUCUGGUCCACGAUACACAAGAUAAUCCUGCCGGUGGCGGACAGAUUCCCCAGGGUAAGCCAACACUAUAUGAUUACUUUUGGGAUAUGAAGGAUAACUGCUGGAAGGCCUGGGAAUGGAUUGUCAAGUCGUACGAACAUGAUCCGACCGUCAAGUUUAGUGAAAUCCUUGUGCCUACUGUGGACAACACGCGAACUAAUCGGCUGCUUGGCCUUAUGAGUGAAAUCAAACGACCCGUUCUGCUGGUGGGCGAGGCGGGCACAUCAAAGACGGCAACCAUUAUGCAAUAUUUGCGCAAUCUAAAUCCGGCUGUCAAUGUCAUACUCAACAUUAAUUUUUCAUCGAGAACCUCAUCGCUGGAUGUGCAGCGUACGUUAGAGGCUGCCGUGGAGAAACGCACCAAGGAUACUUAUGGCCCACCGAUGGGAAAGAAAAUAGCCUGCUUUAUUGAUGACAUGAACAUGCCGCAGGUGGAUGAAUAUGGUACACAACAGCCGAUUGCGCUGCUGAAAUUGUUCUUUGAGCGGGGUGGCAUAUAUGACCGUGAGAAAGAUCUCAACUGGAAAAAGUUUAAGGACAUGACAUUCUAUGCGGCCAUGGGCACCGCUGGCGGCGGUCGCAACGAAGUCGAUCCACGCUUUAUCAGCAUGUUCUCCACCUACAACAUUGUUUUCCCCAAUGAUAAGUCCCUCAUACAAAUCUAUUCAUCCAUCUUUAAAGGCCAUUUAACGUAUACGAAGUUCCAAAAACGCUAUAUGAUGAUUGCCGAUAUUAUUGUCGAGAUGACUCUCAAGUUGUUCAAGAUUGUCAUUAUGGAUCUGCCACCAACGCCCUCGAAGUUCCAUUACAUUUUCAAUCUGAAGGAUCUGUCGCGCAUCUUUGCGGGCAUGCUAUUGAUUCAGCCCGAGUGCUUCAAAGGCCUUCGAGAGCUGAUACGUGUCUGGCGUAAUGAAUUCACCAGAAUAAUAUGCGAUCGCCUCAUAUCGCAGACGGAGAUAACCAAUGUGCGUCGGUGUCUUGCCGUCGAGGUGACCGAACGGUUUCCACCCGAAUUCGAGGAAGAACAUGGUUUCAUCGACUUGGAGGCGGCAGCGGCUGAAGCACAGGCCCGAUUACUUUACGAUGCUCUAGCAGACGACUCCGCUGGAGCGGCAGCUGAUGAGGAAGGCGGGGAAGAGGAAGAGGAGGGCGAUGAAGGUCCUGAAGUGAUUCUAUCGCUCAAGGACUAUGUGUUACGAGAUCCGCUAAUUUUUGGCGAUUUUCGGAACUUUACUAACGAAUCCGAGGCGCGUCUCUAUGAGGAUCUCUUGGACUACAAUGCGGUCUUCAGUUUGUUCACCGAAAUCUUGGGCGAGUAUUGCGAACGAAAGGUGAAAAUGACGCUGGUCUUGUUCGAAGAUUGUUUAGAGCAUCUGACGCGAGUGCAUCGCACACUGCGCAUGAAUCGCGGUCAUGUGUUGCUCAUCGGUGUUGGAGGUUGUGGCAAGAAGUGUGUUACCCGCCUUGCAUCCUUCGCUGCCGAGUGCGACGUGUUCGAAAUCACCAUUUCCCGUGGCUACAAUGAAACGUCCUUCCGCGAAGAUCUGAAAGCGCUAUACAACAUCGCUGGAGUUAGACGCAAGAAGGUUGUGUUCCUGUUCACAACUGCUCAGAUAGCCGAGGAAAGCUUCUUGGAGUUGAUCAACAACAUUCUGACAGUUGGCCAAGUGCCUGCGCUAUUUUCAGAUGAGGAUAAGGAUGGCAUUGUUAAUCAAGUCCGCAAAUUUGCCGAAGAGGAAGGCCUUUCUGCAUCCAAAGACUCAGUUUGGGCGUAUUUCCUGCGUACCUGUGCCGAGAACCUACAUGUGGUCCUCUGCAUGUCGCCUUCUGGUGACGCGCUGCGCAAUCGCUGCCGAAGUUUCCCGGGUCUAAUUGGCAGCACGUACAUUGAUUGGGUAUUUCCCUGGCCCAAGCAGGCCCUCUAUGCUGUUGCUAAGUUGUUCCUUACCGAGCAUGCAAUGAUUCCCGCUCCUCAUCGAGAUGCGAUUAUUGAGCAUGUGGUUCAUGUACAUAUGACCAUUCAGGAGUAUUCAAAAGAUUAUCUUACGAAGCUGCGACGUUGUAAUUUUGUAACGCCCAAGCACUAUUUGGACUACAUAAAUACCUAUCUUGGCUUAUUAGAAGAGAAGCAUAAGCAUAUCACGCAGCAGCGUGAACGCCUUGGGGAGGGUAUCAAGAAAAUCGAAGAGGCUUCCGUACAAAUCGACGAACUGCGCAUUAUAGUGACGGAGCAAAAGAAGAAUGUGGCCAUUGCUUCAGAGGAGUGUGAGGCAAUGCUGGUUACAAUAGAGACCUCAACGCAAAAGGCGAACACAAAAAAGGGCGAGGCAUCUGAGAAAUCCGUGGAGGUGGAAAUCAAGGGCAAGCAAAUUGCGGUUGAAAAAGAAGAGGCCGAAGUGAUUUUGGCCGAAGCAAUGCCAGCGCUCGAAGAAGCCCGUCGUGCGCUCUCUGAGCUGGAAAAAGCACAGAUCACUGAGAUUCGUUCGUUUGCCACGCCUCCGGCUGCCGUACAAGUUGUGUGUGAGUGCGUAGCCAUCCUGAAGGGUAUCAAGGAAAUCAGCUGGAAGAGCGCCAAGGGCAUGAUGAGUGAUGUGAAUUUUCUCAAGAGCUUGAUGGAAAUGGACUGUGAGGCUUUAACACAAAAACAAAUUGUCUCCUGUCGCAAUCACAUGAAAACUCAAAAUUUGGAUGACAUGGGCAAGAUUUCGAUUGCCGGUGCGGGUUUGUUAAAGUUCGUGAAAGCAGUUCUCGGCUUCUUUGAUGUCUAUCGUGAGGUCAAGCCGAAGAAGGAGCGCCUUGAUUUCCUAGUUGAAGAGCAGGAGGUUCAAAUCAAGCUGCUGACUCAUUUGAACUCUGAAAUACAAAAGCUAGAGGAGAAGCUUACAGAGCUCAAUCAGAACUAUGCCACGUCCAUGAAGCAAAUGAGAGCCUUAACCGAAAUGAUGCAACAGGCUGAACGCCGUUUAAUUGCAUCCGAUAAGCUGAUUAGCGGUCUGACUUCGGAGCUGAUACGCUGGAGCGCUGAAAUGGCGAGCCUGGGCCAACAGCUGAUCGAUAGCGUUGGUGUUUGCCUAAUCAGCGCUUCGUUUUUGGCCUACACGGGUGCUUUCACUUGGGAGUUCCGCAAGGCAAUGGUAUUUGAUGACUGGCUGGAGGAUAUCAUUGCGUUAGGUAUACCAGUUAAGGAACCCUUUAAAAUUGACAUCGCAUUGACCACCGAUGUUGAGAUUUCGCAAUGGUCUAACGAAGGCCUGCCGCCAGACGAGCUCUCCAUUCAGAACGGUAUUCUGACCAUGCGUGCCUCACGCUUUCCACUUUGCAUAGAUCCCCAGUUGCAGGCGCUGCAAUGGAUACGAAAGAGGGAGGCGCGCAACAAUCUCAAGAUACUGUCAUUUUCUGAUGCGGACUUCCUGAAGCAGCUGGAAAUAUCCAUAAUGUAUGGGUGGCCGGUCCUUUUUGAGGAUGUGGAUGAUUACAUUGAUCCGGUCAUUGACGAUGUCCUGCAGAAGAACAUUCGCAUGCAGGGAGGCCGCAAGUUUACAAUUUUAGGCGACAAGGAAGUUGACUGGGAUCACAAAUUUCGCCUCUAUUUAACGACAAAGUUCUCUAAUCCAAAGUUUGAUCCUGCUGUUUACGCAAAGGCAUUGGUGAUCAACUACACAGUGACACAGACUGGCCUGGAAGAUCAACUGCUUAGCGUUGUGGUCGGCACUGAGCGCCCAGAUCUGGAGCAACAACGCUCAGAUCUGAUAGCACAAACCAGCGAAAACAAACAGCUUCUCCAGCAACUCGAAGAUUCUCUCUUGCGCGAACUGGCCACCUCAACAGGCAACAUGUUGGAUAACGUCGAGCUGAUCGCAACCCUGGAGAAUACUAAAUCUAAGGCCGCCCUUGUCAUGGAACAACUGAAGCUGGCCAGCGACACUGCCGCCGACAUUGAAAUUCUACGUAAUGGCUAUCGACCGGCUGCGAAGCGUGGAGCAGUUCUCUUCUUCGCCCUCGCCGACAUGGCCACAGUGAACAGCAUGUAUCAGUAUGCGCUUGCCGCCUAUCUUGAUGUGUUCAUCUACUCCCUGCGAAAAGCCGUGCCAGACACGGUGUUGGCCAAACGUUUGGUAAACAUUAUCAAAACACUGACGGAGAAUGUAUACUGCUAUGGUUGUACGGGCAUUUUUGAGCGGCACAAGCUGCUCUUCUCGUUUCAGAUAGCCACAAAGCUGUCGCAGCGCGAUGGCGUCCUAUCGCAACAGGAAAUUGACUUCUUUAUCAAAGGCAACAUCGCGUUGACAAAGAGCGAACGCAGCAAUCCCACCAAGUGGCUGCCCGAGAAGAGCUGGGAGGAUCUACUGAAAUUGGCUUUUGAUUUUCCCGAUCCAUUUGGCACACUGCCAGAUCACUUUAGUCUUAAUUUGGAACAGUGGAAAACGUGGUUCGACUUGGAGAAUCCUGAGGAGGUGGCAAGCCCCGGUGACUACAACAUCAAAUGCAAUGCAUUCCAGAAAUUGCUAUUCCUGCGCUGUUUCCGUGUGGAUCGAAUUUUCCGUUGCAUAAAUCAAUAUAUUGUGGACACCAUGGAUGAAUUCUAUAUUAUGCCGCCGGUUGUGAGCUUAUCUGCCGUUUAUGAACAAACGACCUCGUCGAUACCCGUUUGCUUUAUACUAAGCGCCGGCUCAGAUCCAACCAAUGAUCUUAUCAAGCUGGCCGAUGUCAUUCUAGGCGGCAUGGGCAAUUUCUGUCAUAUAUCGCUUGGUCAGGGUCAGGAGAAGGCAGCGCUAAAUAUGCUGGAUAGUGCGCUCCGUCAGGGUCAAUGGUUGAUGCUGCAAAAUGGUCAUUUGUUGGUAAAAUUUGUGCGAGAAUUGGAAAAGAUUUUGGAUAAAAUUGAAAGUCCGCAUCCCGAUUUUCGAUUAUGGAUCACUACAGAUCCAACACCGACCUUUCCUAUUGGCAUAUUGCAAAAGUCGCUAAAAGUGGUCACUGAGCCGCCAAACGGGUUGAAGCUUAAUCUACGCUCGACUUUCUUCAAAGUGCGUCAGGAUCGUUUGGAGGCGUGCUCCCAUCGCGCCUAUCGUGCAUUAAUCUAUGUACUCGCAUUCUUCCAUGCUGUCGUGCAAGAACGCCGCAAAUACGAUAAGCUCGGCUGGAACAUAGCAUACGAUUUUAACGAUACAGACUUUGAAGUAUGCACAGAAAUACUACGCAAUUAUUUGAGUCGCUGUGCCGAAGACAAGAUACCCUGGAAUAGUCUUAAGUAUCUUAUUGGCGAGGUCAUGUACGGCGGUCGAGUAAUUGACGAUUUUGAUAGACGCAUUACCAACUGCUAUAUGAAUGAAUAUAUGGGAGACUUUCUAUUCGACGAAUUUCAAUCGUUUCACUUCUAUGAGGACGAGAACGUGGACUAUUGCUUGCCGGAUGAUGAGACCGUGCUAAAAGAGGACUUCAUAGUCCACAUUGACAAACUGCCUCUGGUCAAUAAGCCGGAUGUAUUUGGUUUGCAUCCAAACGCGGAAAUCGGUUAUUACACAAUGGCCGCGCGCAACAUUUGGAACAGCCUGAUUGAGUUGCAGCCACAAACUGGUGAGGGUACGGGCGGCAUCAGCCGAGACGACUUCAUCGACCUUGUGGCAGCGGGAAUACUGAAAAAGCUGCCACCCGCCUUCGAGACUUGGCGCAUACGCAAACAAAUCCAGAUGAGCCUGUCACCCACUGGUGUGGUGCUAUUACAGGAGCUGGACCGCUUUAACAUUCUGGUGGUGCGCAUUAAGAAAUCGCUGGAGUUGCUUCGCAAGGCCAUCGCUGGCGAAAUCGGCAUGGACAAUGUCCUGGACAACAUUGCCAACUCGUUAUUUAAUGGCCUGCUGCCAGCCGUGUGGAGCAAACUGGCUCCGGCUACAUGCAAGCAGUUAGCUAGCUGGCUGGAGCAUUUAAAGAAACGGGCCGUGCAGUACAAGUAUUGGUCGAUCUCGGGAGAGCCGCUGGUCAUGUGGCUGUCUGGACUGCAUAUACCGCAGAGCUACCUCACGGCCCUGGUUCAGAUUGCCUGUCGCAAGAACGCCUGGCCCCUGGAUCGCUCCACGCUGUUCACCUAUGUGACCGCCUACUCAGAGCCCGACGACGUUGAGGAGCGCCCAUCAACGGGCUGCUAUGUGCACGGUCUUUAUAUAGAGGGCGCACGGUUUGACAUGCAAGCUAAUCAGCUGAUGCGCUCGAAGCCAAAAGUUCUGGUCGAGGAGCUGCCCAUUUUGGCUGUGGUGCCCAUUGAAGCGCACCGGCUGAAGCUACAGAACACAUUCCUGGCCCCUGUGUACACCACAUCACUGCGCCGCAAUGCGAUGGGCGUUGGUCUGGUUUUUGAGGCGAAUUUGGCCACCUCUGAGGAUCUGAGUCACUGGAUAUUGCAGGGUGUCUGCCUCACAUUAAAUACGGAUAAUUAAAAAGUCUGAAAUAUGUUUUUAAUGAGAUAAUUUUUUUUAUUGUUUUCUAUGUGAAAA
Molecule: messenger RNA, 15072 nt
Organism: Drosophila grimshawi
Lineage: Eukaryota; Metazoa; Arthropoda; Insecta; Diptera; Drosophilidae
Gene: Dhc98D
Product: dynein axonemal heavy chain 10
Exons: 48
Coding region: 97-15015 (4972 amino acids)
Biological process (GO): microtubule-based movement
Cellular component (GO): dynein complex; axoneme
Molecular function (GO): ATP hydrolysis activity; minus-end-directed microtubule motor activity; dynein light intermediate chain binding
Source: RefSeq, a predicted model, not a curated record